AUGUCACGUUUUGCGAGACAACUGUCAACUAGUGCACGAACAAUGUCCUCUUCAUUCAAAGUAACUUCAACACCAAACGCACCAUCAGCUGUAGGACCAUACGUACAAGCUAUCACCCACAACGGCGUUGUUUAUGCCUCAGGCUGUAUCCCAUUGGAUCCACAAUCGAUGACUAUCGUCGGUGAGGGCAGCAUCGAACCACAAGCUACACAAGUACUCAAGAACCUCAAGAAUGUCUUAGAAGCAUCCGGCUCAUCGAUGCAGGAUGUCAUGAAGACAACAUGUCUUCUCAAGAACAUGGAGGAUUUCGUUGCUUUCAACAAGGUCUACGAGGGUGCAUUCGCACCACACAAGCCAGCUAGAAGUUGCUUCGAAGUCGCUCGUCUGCCAAAGGAUGUUUUGGUAGAAGUUGAAGCAAUCGCAGCUGUAAAGAACUAA
Messenger RNA from Wallemia mellicola CBS 633.66, 438 nucleotides. RefSeq names its product YjgF-like protein. The record is from RefSeq and is a predicted model, not a curated record. The transcript has 5 exons. Lineage: Eukaryota; Fungi; Basidiomycota; Wallemiomycetes; Wallemiales; Wallemiaceae. Gene Ontology annotation, cellular component: cytosol; mitochondrion. Gene Ontology annotation, molecular function: deaminase activity. The coding region runs from base 1 to 438 and encodes 145 amino acids.